Molecule: messenger RNA, 2490 nt
Organism: Engraulis encrasicolus (European anchovy)
Lineage: Eukaryota; Metazoa; Chordata; Actinopteri; Clupeiformes; Engraulidae
Gene: htr7c
Product: 5-hydroxytryptamine (serotonin) receptor 7c
Exons: 2
Coding region: 201-1454 (417 amino acids)
Biological process (GO): G protein-coupled receptor signaling pathway, coupled to cyclic nucleotide second messenger; chemical synaptic transmission; vasoconstriction
Cellular component (GO): dendrite; plasma membrane
Molecular function (GO): neurotransmitter receptor activity; G protein-coupled serotonin receptor activity
Source: RefSeq, a predicted model, not a curated record
ACAAGCGCACACGGUGCCUUUAGACCGCUCUGAGCACGGGAGAGUGUUCUCGUGCCAUAUUCUGAUGCUGCACCAACAACAGAAACUCUUCUCACUUUUUUCUGUCGAGAACGAAUGUCUACGCUGCCAGAGUAAACCAUGCGUUCCAGAGCUGGUUGGCGAGGUGUCCCUUCCAACUCUAUCGAAGGGUCCUUGUCGUAAUGUUGAAUUUUUCAGGUGUAGUUCUCACUUUUAAAAGCAAGGAGAAUGCAUCAGAAGUUCUUAGGAACACCGUACACGCAAACUACAACGCGGCCACCACAACGGGAAACCUCUCCAUUAUGCAGAACAAAUCGUGCGGGGAGGAAUUACACGACUUUGGCACCGUGGAGAAAAUUGUCAUUGGAACGCUACUGGCGGUCAUCACAGCAGUUACGGUGAUGGGGAAUACCCUGGUUGUGAUCGCCGUUUGCGUGGUGAAGAAACUACGCCAACCGUCCAACUAUUUGUUGGUGUCUUUGGCUGUUGCGGAUCUCUCGGUUGCGCUUGUAGUUAUGCCCUUUGUGAUUGUGACAGACCUCACGGGAGGGAAGUGGCUCUUUGGAGAGGUGUUCUGCAACAUAUUCAUCGGAAUGGAUGUUAUGUGCUGUACAGCCUCCAUAAUGACGUUGUGUGUGAUCAGCGUGGACCGAUACCUGGGCAUCACUCGACCCCUGACCUACCCGGCCCGGCAGAACGGCCAGCUGAUGGCCAAGAUGAUCCUGGGCGUGUGGCUGGUGUCCGCCUCCAUCACCAUCCCGCCCUUCUGCGGCUGGGCCAAGAACGUGCACACUGAGGACGUGUGCCUGAUCAGCCAGGACCUCAGCUACACCGUCUACUCCACGGCGGUGGCCUUCUACAUCCCCAUGCUGGUCAUGCUGGUCAUGUACUACAAGAUCUUCAAGGCGGCGCGCAAGAGCGGCCUCAAGCACCGCUCCAUCGAGUUCUCGCGCCGGGCGGGCGACGAGCUGAUCCCCACGGUGGCGGCGUCGGGCGGCGGCGGCGGCAGCGAACCGGCGCUGAAGAUGCAAGGGCUGAAGGCGGCAGCCUCGGGCAGCGGCGUGGUGGAGGAGUGCGCGGCGCUCUCCCGGCUCCUCUCGUGCAAGCGGCAGAACAUCUCCAUCUUCAAGCGCGAGCAGAAGGCGGCCACCACGCUGGGCGUGAUCGUGGGCGUCUUCAGCAUCUGCUGGCUGCCCUUCUUCACGCUGACCACCGUGCGGCCGUUCGUCUGCGGCGUGCAGUGCAGCUGCGUGCCCAUCUGGCUGGAGCGCACGCUGCUCUGGCUGGGCUACGCCAACUCCCUCAUGAACCCCUUCAUCUACGCCUUCUUCAACCGCGACCUGCGCUCCACCUACCGGGACCUGCUGCGCUGCCGCUACCGCAACAUCAACCGCCGCCUGUCGGCCGUGGGCGUGCACGAGGCCCUGCGGGUAUAAAGGUGGAGGAACGCUGAUCUUUGGACGGCGGUGAAGAAUUACUGUUCCUCAAGGUAUAGGUGAGAAGCGCUGAUAUUUGUAACGUUGAGAAACGCUGUUCGCUAUGGUGAAGAAUUACCGUUUCCGCGGUAUAGGUGAGAAACACCAAUCUUUGUGCGGUAAAGAAUAGGCCUUUUUUCACAUGGCGUCAGACACUUUCCAUUCAGUGCAUGUAAAGCAGGUAUGAGUGGGUGGGGGUUGGGUCAUUUCAUUCAAUGUGCACAAGGCUCUAAUAAUAAAGACACUACACUACACUACAGCCAGGUUUGGACUGGGAGUGAAAAACGGGUUCACCAGGUAUUGAGAGACAAUGAAGCCUGUGACAACAUUUUUCAGUCAUCUAAUAAGAGCUAAGCUGACCUCAACACCCAAGAAUGCUUUAUUUACAUCUGACUGUUUGGGAUAGGCCAGCUGUAGCAGAAUGAGCACUGACACAUUUGAGGACAGGGUCUGGCCAAAAUCAUCCACAGUCCACCGGGCAAAUACCCUGUAUGCCCUAUGGCCAAUCCAGCCAUGACUAAAGGCGUGAGGCAGAAUAGCCCAGUGGUGCGCUUCAGGCUCUUGGAAACGGGAGGGUUUUAUUUUUUUCAUUUUAUUGUUUUGAUUUUUUUCCCCUCCCCUCCCCCUCCUCACUCAGUCAAAACCGUCAGAGGUGAGCAGUCGAUACGGCUCGGCACUCGGGGGAUUGUGUAACUGUGGAUGAAAAGGUAAAGUGGAGCUGAUUGGUAUUGGAAGAGUGGGAGGCGGACGGGCGACGGGCGCAGCGCGGACCUCUGAGCGGAACAACGCAGGGCAACAGGGGCAGGAACGAUCACCUCUGUGUCCCCGUGACUCACUUGGGCUAUUUUUGGAGGGCUGCGCAACCAGAAGUUGUCUUUGAUGGCCUAUUGGAAAUGACAGGGCUUUGUGGCAUAUGCUCUACCACACAAACACACACUGACAAACACAAACACGCAGACACACAGACACAGACACAGACACAGACACAAACACACGC